Messenger RNA from Ostertagia ostertagi, 201 nucleotides. Lineage: Eukaryota; Metazoa; Nematoda; Chromadorea; Rhabditida; Trichostrongylidae. The record is from the annotation of a GenBank genome assembly.
AAUGGGCGAAGGAACGGAAUGGGUGAUGGGAGUGUCGCAGCUGCAAGAAACAUGGAGACGACCGUACCUCACCGAUGCUCCGGUUCUGCUAGUCGUCUGUCAUGAGAUUUUCAAAACUGUGGGAGGUGCACAAGUGCGGCUCUUCCACUAUAAUGAAAUCAGCACUGCGAUCGCUGUCGGCAUGAUGCUGUCUUCAAUACA